CCAGCUAGGGAAAGGUUGUGUAAAUGGAUUUUGAAAAUUCCAGGUUACUCUUUCCAGCAUUUAGACGUUAGGAUUUUUUAAAGGAAAGAGCGCCGUUGAGUAAAGCACGGGUUUUGACACCGAUAUUUAUCACUAAUCUGGACUGUGUUAAAUUUUUAUAACACUUUUAGCGUACGUAGAUCAAGUAUAACACCGCAGCCAAUAGCGAAUUCUAAAGAUUCUCUUCAACGGUUCUAGGGAUGAUUGUAGACGGAAUGGUAGAGCCCCACUUGAACUACAUCUACUGGACUGAAAAAGAGUACAACGUCCCUGGACUGUUGCACCUGGAAAAGGGCAGCGCCCUAUCCAGACGGCUCGGAGAUGAAAUAGUGAGCUUCUACUUUGGAAACGGGCCGAUAUCCAGAGACACGCACUUGCGGCAGUUCUACGACAUAACCACCGAUAAUUCGUUCCUCAGGGGCAUUUUCAGUUCGGUCCAGCAUCACCUGCGCACCUCCAACUGCCCCAUCUACAUGUACCGGCUGUCUCUGGACUCAGACCUAUGCUUCUACAAGCGCAUGCUGGGCAUUGAGCUACCGGGCGUUUGUCAUGCUGACGAGAUCGGCUACUUGUUCUCCACCCUACUAACUUCCGCUCCAGAAGCUGGAAGCGUGGAAGAUGUUGCCCAGAGGCGCAUGUGUCGGCUCUGGGCCAACUUCGCCAAGUACUCCAAUCCGACUCCGGUUCUGGAUCCGCUACUGGAAAUCACUUGGCCUCCAGUCGCCGACCAUCAGAACGUGGCCUUUCUGGAUAUUUGCCAGGAACUGAAGGUGGAGUUCGAUCCGGAACCCGAACGCAUGAAGUUUUGGGAGCGGAUUUACUCGGAGGGUUUACUUGUUUCGAAACUAUAAAAGGCAAAUUUGGG
This is a messenger RNA of Dendroctonus ponderosae (mountain pine beetle), 904 nucleotides long. RefSeq names its product acylcarnitine hydrolase-like. Bases 240 to 890 code for a protein of 216 amino acids. The transcript is spliced from 3 exons. The record is from RefSeq and is a predicted model, not a curated record. NCBI's taxonomy places the organism in Eukaryota, Metazoa, Arthropoda, Insecta, Coleoptera, Curculionidae.